This is a messenger RNA of Agrilus planipennis (emerald ash borer), 6662 nucleotides long. It is a transcript of the gene gek, whose product is annotated as serine/threonine-protein kinase Genghis Khan. Gene Ontology annotation, cellular component: cytoplasm; cytoskeleton. The record is from RefSeq and is a predicted model, not a curated record. NCBI's taxonomy places the organism in Eukaryota, Metazoa, Arthropoda, Insecta, Coleoptera, Buprestidae. Gene Ontology annotation, biological process: peptidyl-threonine phosphorylation; actomyosin structure organization. Bases 346 to 5607 code for a protein of 1753 amino acids. The transcript has 30 exons. Gene Ontology annotation, molecular function: protein binding; ATP binding; protein serine/threonine kinase activity.
UCUUCAUUAUCAAUUCAUUUCCAAAUGUCUUGAUAAAGAAAGAUGUCGCUUUCUUAAGUUUGUUGAUUGAUAACAAUUUUUUGUUAUGCUUUACGGCUUUAAAAACAAUGUAUUUUUAGAAUUUGUUAGUUAUUAUUCGGAAAUUAAUUAGAAUAAAAAAGAAUUUUCAACAUUUGUGACAGUUCGGUUGUACUGCAGUGGGGGUGUAAGUGUUAAUGGCUUCCAAAAGUAACGAAGAGAAAUGUCGCGACAUAAGGAAUUACUUUGAAGUAAUUCUACUUUUAAGAUGGUACAUAUUACUGUAACACACAUUUUUAAAAUAUAUGUUUGUAAUAUUUGAGCCAAAUGAGUGACAAUUAUAAUAAGAUAAUGCCAGCUGUUUCGGGAGAACAGCGGCUUCGGCAACUCGAGGCUCUUUUCCUCGGGGGCCCCAUACAAGCCAAAGGACAAAGCUUUAGUAUCGAAACUCUUAUAGACGUGCUUCUGGUAUUGUAUGAUGAAUGCUGCAAUUCAAGUCUCCGUAGGGAAAAAACAGUUUCAGAUUUUAUAGAAUUUGCUAAACCUGUUGCAAGUUCUAUAAAAUCGCUUCGCAUGACAAGAGAAGAUUUUGAAAUUAUUAAAGUUAUUGGAAGAGGAGCCUUUGGUGAAGUAUGCGUGGUAAAAAUGAGAGGAUCAGAUAAGGUUUUUGCAAUGAAAAUUUUAAACAAAUGGGAAAUGUUAAAAAGAGCAGAAACAGCUUGCUUUCAGGAAGAGAGGAAUGUACUUGUUUUUGGAGAUCGCAGAUGGAUAACCCAUUUACAUUAUGCCUUUCAGGACGAGAACAAUUUGUACCUUGUUAUGGACUAUUAUUGCGGCGGAGACCUUUUAACAUUAUUAAGCAAGUUUGAGGACCGUUUACCGGAAGAUAUGGCCAAGUUUUACAUUGCAGAAAUGGUUCUAGCCAUAGAUUCUAUUCAUAAUUUAGGAUAUGUUCAUAGAGAUAUAAAGCCCGAUAACGUAUUAUUGGAUGCAAAUGGUCAUAUACGACUGGCGGAUUUUGGUAGCUGUUUGAAAUUAAAUGAGGACGGUAUGGUUCAGUCAAAUGUCGCCGUUGGGACUCCGGAUUAUAUUUCUCCUGAAAUUUUAAGGGCAAUGGAAGAUGGGCAAGGACGAUACGGUCCAGAGUGUGACUGGUGGUCACUCGGUGUUUGUAUGUAUGAGAUGUUGUAUGGAGAAACGCCGUUUUAUGCGGAAAGUCUUGUUGAAACUUAUGGAAAAAUAAUGAAUCACAAGAACUGCUUUGAUUUCCCUUUGGAUAUUGAAGUAUCUGAUGCUGCGAAAGAUCUCAUAAAGCAAUUAAUUUGUAGUCAAGAAUUUCGAUUAGGACAGAACGGUAUUGAAGACUUUAAGAAUCAUCCGUGGUUUGAGGGAGUCGAUUGGGAAGGAAUAAGAGAUAGCGCGGCGCCUUAUAUUCCUGAAGUGUCUAGUCCCACAGACACGUCGAAUUUCGACGUCGAUGAUGCCGAUAUUCGAAUAUCAGACGCGCUGCCCCCAACGGCUAAUUCGGCAUUUACGGGGCUCCAUUUACCUUUUGUAGGUUUCACGUUCACUCAGGGAAGUUGUAUUUCGGACAUGGGUUCUGCCAUGAGGAAUAUGAACGCAAAUAAUUUCUAUGUAAAUAAUGUGGGAAAACAAGAUAAUCGAAAUAAUGGUGAUAUAAAAACGCUGGCCUUAAAUCAAGACAAAAUAGAGAACGAAAAGAAAACAUCUCCGGACAGUACUCGGAAGCUUCAAGACGAAAUCAAUAUGUUGACUAAAAAGAACGGAGAAUUGGAAACUAAACUUCGCACUUUAGAAAGUGGACAUUCUAAAGAAAUUUGUCUCGAUUCCACGGAUGGUUCAGAAGCGAAUAAAAUAAGAGAAUUCGAGAAAAUCAUUAAAGCUUUGAAACAAGAAAAGGAGGAAUUUCAAAAAGAUAAACUAGAUUUACAAGAGAAGAUUAAAUUGCAAGACAAAGAACUAAAAGAUGCUUUGGCGCAACGAAAAUUAGCAAUGACUGAAUAUUCUGAGGUGUCCGAUCGUCUGUCUGAACUACGUCAACAGAAACAAAAAUUAUCGAGACAGGUGCGCGAUAAGGAGGAAGAAUUGGAAACUGCAAUGCAAAAAGUGGAUACAUUAAGACAUGAUAUUCGUAAAGCGGAAAAGCUUCGACGGGAAUUAGAGUCUCGUGUGGAGGAAGCUCUUGCAGAAGCCAACAAGGAAAGAAAACUCAGAGAACGGUCGGAGGAAUACUGCAGGCAGAUGCAGGCAGAAUCGGAUCGGUUGAGGGUGAGAAGCGACAUUGGUUCUCGGGAUCAGCAGGAUGCCCAGAGACUUAAAGCAGAACUGGAGAAAUUGGAGGUUCAGUAUAACGAAAGUUUAACUCAACAGCAAACAAGAUACAAUAUGGAAUUAUCAUCACUACGAGAACAACUGACUGAAGCAGAAAAUCAUAGAGACCUGUUAGAGCGUGAAGUUCAGGUAUUAAAAGACAAACUUGAGAAGGCAAGAGUAGAGGCAGUCGCUGAUUCAGAACAGACUGUGACCGAAAUUAACCGCAGGAAUGAUAGAGAAAAACAAAUUAUGCGAGAAGAUAACGAGAAACUUCAGUUAAAUGUUAAUUUAUUGUCAGAGCAACUAAGUCGACUGCAAAAUGAACGUACGGCUAUCGAAAUUGAAUACGAGCAAUUGCGAGGAAAGCAAGAGACACUCAGUCAAUGGGAAUCACAACUGGCCGAAAUCAUACAAUGGGUUAGUGACGAAAAAGACGCAAGGUCGUAUUUACAAGCUUUAGCCACAAAAAUGACUGAAGAACUGGAGUAUUUGAAACAUUCUGGUGUCUCAAACUCAGUAAGUGGAAGCGACAAGAACUGGCGAAACCGAAGAUCCCAGAAAUUAGAUAAAAUGGAACUUUUGAACUUACAAAGUUCUCUUCAGUCUGAAAUUCAAGCCAAACAAACCAUCAGUGAGGAUUUGAGCAAAACAAGAGCAGAAUUAUUGGCGGCACAAAAGGAAUUGAGAGAUUACCGGCAGAGAAAUGAUGUGCUUGCAAUGGAAGUGAAACGGAAAGAAAAACAAAUCAAAGACCUCCAAGGACGUUUGGAUUCAGGAGAGGGAUUUCUGGAAAGACCUUCAUCUCAGAUGUCUUAUCUAGACCAGUUUUUGAAAGAAACCAAUUCUUCGCAGUCUCAAAUCCAGGGCCAUGCAGUGCCACAUUCUUACGAAAAUGCAGCCCUUUUGUACCAAGGGGGUUCUCUUGAGUCAGAAGAAGGUGACAUUGAGGACAAUCGGGCUCUUAGUAUAGCCAGUUCUAAAAGCAAUUUAUCGGAAUUAAAUAUGCAUGAAUCGCAUUCUCCGACGAAACUGAAAACGCACCAGUUUUUAGUUCGUACUUUCUCUAGUCCAACAAAAUGUAGUCAUUGUACGUCUUUGAUGGUCGGCUUGAUGCGCCAAGGAAUGGUGUGUGAAAUAUGCGGGUUCACGUGUCAUACCUCUUGCUGUCCGCACGUGCCUGCCGUUUGCCCUGUACCAUCAGAUCAAACGAAACGUCCAUUAGGAAUAGAUCCAACUAGAGGUAUAGGCACAGCCUACGAAGGUUACGUCAAAGUUCCCAAACAGGGUGGCGUAAAAAAAGGCUGGGUACGUCAAUUUGUAGUUGUCUGUGAUUUCAAAUUGUUCUUGUACGACAUAUCACCCGAUCGAAAUGCACUACCUUACGUGCAUGUUGCCCACGUUUUGGACAUGCGCGAUCCCCAAUUCAGUGUCAGUAGCGUACGUGAAUUGGAUGUAAUUCACGCUAACAAAAAGGACAUACCGUGCAUUUUUAGGAUAACAACAUCUUUAAUGGAACCUCCGGGCCCUCGAAAUUCGACAUUAAUGUUGGCUGAUUCCGAAGCAGAAAAAAAUAAAUGGGUCGUCGCCUUGUCUGAAUUACAUCGAAUAUUAAAGAGGAAUAAUCUUCCGAAUACAACCGUACUAGUAGCUAGGGAACUUAUAGACAAUUCGUUGACUCUGAUCAAAAACACCAUGAGUUCAGUGAUCAUUGAUCCCGACAGGAUUGUUCUAGGAGCCGAAGAAGGAUUGUAUUGCGUUGACUUGGAUCGAUCAGAAAUUGCAAGAGUGGGCGAGGGUAAGAAAAUCUACCAGUUAGAGUACAUCAGUGAAGAGCAUUUACUGGUGGUAGUAAGUGGAAAGCAAAGGCACGUACGACUUGUACCGAUAAGGGCCCUAGAUGGAGACGAUACUGAAUGGAUCAAGGUGGCUGAGAGUAAAGGUUGUUCUGCUCUCGCUGUGGGACCAGUUUUACAAAACCCGCUGACUUUUUAUCUUUGUAUAACCGUUAAAAAACAGGUAUUACUGCAUAAGUACACUUGUGUACAUACGUAUUAUGUAUGUAUAUUACGUUUACAGAAUUCGUCUUCGAUAAUUGUUUACGAAAUAACGCGAACCAGGACGAGACAUCAUAGGUUAAGAGAACUUUCGCUACCAGUCGUUGUUCAAUCGUUGCAGUUGCUCUCUGAUGGAAAAUUGUGUAUUGGAUCAUCCUCCACGUUCACCCUUUACAGUGUUCAAGGCGAUCAGCUGUCAAUAUCAUUAUUGCACACGGAAAACCCCCUUCAAGCGACGUUGUCUCUCAGUUCUGUAGAAGCGGUCAGGGCGAUAGAGUUACCGAAAAAUGAGUUUUUGCUUGUCUUUGGCACCCUUGCAGCUUAUGUGGACAGGCAUGGACGGAGGUCGAGAGAAAGAGAAAUUAUGUAUCCUGCCGUACCCACAGCAAUUUGUUACCGCGACGGCCACUUAAUAGUUUAUAGCGAAACUCACAUAGAUGUGUUCAACUGUUUAUCAGGGGAGUGGGUUCAGACUUUAAAUGUGAAAAAAGCAAAGCCGUUGAAUAAUACUGGGAGUUUGUCGAUUUGCGUCAUCCACGAUUUAAGUCACUUAUUGUACUUAUCCAAUAUACAUCAACCGGAACUAAUUAAUUUAGAUAACUUCGUGACACAAGAUAGAGACGGUAGAACGAUACAGAGGCCUCGAAGGAGAUUUUCAUUGCGAGAGGGGCACAGAGGACAGAGAAUAACUUCGGACCGACGUUCUAAACUCAUAUCAGCUCCUACGAAUUUCAAUCAUAUAAGUCACAUGGGCCCCGGAGAAGGCAUUCAAAAACAACGUCUCAUCGACCUUACCACGAAUCUCGUUGAUUCAUCAGAACCAAAUCCCAGUUACCAACCCCAACCACAAUCAAGGCCAUCAAAGAUGGCACCUUUACCUCCGAAACAUGGCGAACGACGAAGGCCUGAAAUAUCGAACCCUACACUCAUUCAAAACGCAAAAUUUCCCGCUUAUAACAGUAGCAAGCGCGCAGCACCCCCUAGGCCACGAGAUCUACCCCCGGCAUUACCACGCCCAGCUGACCCUUCCCCAUCACCAGACCCGGCGAGCAUCGGCAGCAUGUCGUCGUUACAUGACAUCAUAAAGGAAACAGGGAAACAAAGUCCGAGACAUUCUAUAGCAAGUAAUAACAGUUCAAAUUUAUCUACACCACCCUCUCCCCAAGCAGAUCACAACAAUAGUUCUAGUUACGAUAGUUAAAUCUAAUCUUAGAGGGCACGAAAUUUCUGCGUCUUGUUCAAUAUUAUUAAAUACAUAUUAUUAAAAAGCAGUAACAGAAACAGUAAUAAUAACUACGUAAAUUAGUGCCGUAAUACGUACAAACAAUCAUUUUGGUUGUGUUGUAUAAUAAAAAAGGGAAUAUUGUAUAUAUUGAUACAGUUGAAGAAAAAACCUCGGUCAUUCUUUUUCAGUUUUCUUCUUUUAGAGCUUAUACUUACGUAUCCCAAUUGUGUUACUUAUUUCUUUCUUGAUAUUGUUUUUGUUUUAAAUAAUCAACUUCUUCAUUAAUAUUUCGUCUUACUCUUUUGUACAGCGUCUUUUAUUAAUAAAAGUAUAAUGAUAAUCCAGUACAAAUUUCAAGAGAAAAAAAUAUUUCAUUGAAAUUAAUUGAAAGUAACAGAUAUAUUGUGUGUUGUAACGUCAAAUCAUGAAAUUAUUAACAUUACUAAUCGUAAACUUCUUACACUUAAGUGUUUUAUUAAAAAGGGCAACUGAAAGACAAUGAUUAAGAGAGUCUCUCCAUGCAUUUUUUAAUUAUAUUCUUUGUAACACUAAAAGGUAACAAAAGCAAUAAUACAUUAUGUUGGAAUACAUUCAUUUAAUUUUAACGCUUUAACAUGGACAGUUGCCCACAUUUUUAAAACACUCGGUAUAAGUAUAAUCUACAUUAUACUAAAAUAUUUGGCUUUUGUUGUUGUUACUUUUAAUCAAUGCUAUAUGAUUGGAACACUUACCUUUUUCUAAUAAAAAAUUCUCGAAUUUUAAAAUCAAUAUACAUUAAGUACUGCUGAUUUAUUCUAAACGACUGAAGGACUGAGUUAUCUCAGUAUUAUUUAAUUUUCACUUGGUAGCGACCUAGUAAUUCUUUUAGUACCUAAUCACUGUACUUAUGUUGUGUAUAAUUGUCCUAAUACAUAUUUGUUUGUUUUGUUAUUUAUGUUGUGUUUAAGGUGUGCAUAUUAUUAUUAGUGUAAUCUUUACAUUAUCAAUUGACAUUUAAUUAUAUUAUUAGUCAUUAGUCAAUUAUAAAAAAA